AUGGCGACGGGAAACGGCAGGGGCAGUCCACUAGUUCGAGUGGAAGCCACAGCAGUGGUCCUCCAUACCCACCUGCCGUACUUCUACGGCGUCAGUCUCGGUGAUGGCGAUGUGGGUCGAUAUAUCUCGAGAACAAAAUUGGCAUCACCACUUCCCAGUGCUAGUGACCACAGUGCCAAUGGAAGCCUUUCGCCGACCCCUGGCAAACCGCAGUGGCAUCCCAUCAUGUCAGACGUGGCACAUCUGUCGGAUGAACCUAUUAGCUAUCUCAGCGAUCAGUAUCGGCCCAACUCACCAAAUUACCUUCACCUAAUCCCAGUGUGUCUUGAGCUAUUUACAAAACACAUAUAUCCGAUAAUGCCGCUAAUCCAUAUGCCCACGCUGAGAGCUUCUAUCAAUCGUCCACUGGAAAUGUUUGAGAAGAACCUCGUCUACUCUCUGUGUGCUCUCACAUCGACACAUAUGUCUGGUAAAAGCAUUUCAGCCCCUGGACCUCCGUCCUGGGAAGCUACUGGGCGCUUCUUCUUGGACGAAUGCAUCUCAGUACGGCAGUCUUACGACUUUGUUGAGGAUAAGACAUUAGGUGCUGUCAUUUCUUCAUACUUCCUCUCGACGGCGUCCUUCGAACUCAAUCAAUCCCGAAAAUCUUGGUACUAUUUGAGAGAAGCUUUAACUAUGGGCCAAGACCUUGGUCUGCACGACGAAAAAUUGUAUGUUGGAUUACCUGAUGCUGAAGCGCUUUGCCGGAGAAGAACAUUUUGGAUUCUAUACGUUACCGAAAGGUCUUUUGCUAUUUUACGACACAAACCUCUCACUCUGACGAAAACUCCUGGAUUUCCAAGCACACUACAUGAGUACGAAGCACCUGAAAUUCACUCCGGUUUCAUGCAUUUAGUACAUUCGUACCAUCUUCUCGACUCUUCCUUCGUCGACUCGUGGAAUGAAUCCUCAGACGCUCCUGCCUCAACAUUGACAUAUACAGCUCUCCAACAAAAGCUCAAUUUACCACACCCCUCCGAUGUGUCUCUCACCGACAUCCAGAAAGCCGACAUUCUCGUUACCCAGCAAUGGCUUCGACUCGUUGUUUGGCAGUCAUCCAUGCGGCAAGGGUUGCUUUCAUGGCAUGCCGAACACGAAAGCAUGACCUUUUGCUAUCCUCUCAAGAUCGCAUAUUCCCUCCUAAGUAUCAUUUCCUCGCUGCCCACGACGAGCAUAGAAGUACAUGGCAUGGGAAUAUUUGAGAAGAUAUUCGAAAUUGGGAAUACGAUGUUAGAUAUCACACAAACCUGCGGAUCGACAAUACCAAGCGGGAGCUACGGGGUGGUCCAAGAUCCCCUUGAGAUGUUUGUCAAGACCCUGAGCCAGACUCCAAACUCUCAACGGCAAUAUGCCAAUAUCCUGCUAGCGAAAGCAGCCGAGAAACCGCAAAUCCAGAGGUUUUCACAGAUGUCGCACCCGGUGUUGACAGACCAACCCAUGAUCUCUAUAACUACGCCAUAUGCUGUGAACCCUCAAACUGAAUUGAGUCGCGAUGGUCUACUGGUGCCGCCGGUCUCACCACGACCGUGGAGAGGUAGCAUUGUAGGUGAGAUUGGCGAUGAUGGUGUUUAUAAAGCUGUUGAAACUGUUGAAGACGAUGGAAAUCAAUGGGGGAACUUUGUUUGGGUUCCUGAUAUCUUGAUACAUGAAAUGCAUCGUGCGGUCUUUGUGCUGUACGAAUGCGUCCGACAGCAAGAAUAUCGAAAGGAGUGUAAAACUCUAUGGGGCCAUGACGUCUACUGGCAAGCCGCCGCCCAGGCGAUUGAGAAGAGCGUGGUACUGGGUUGGCACCCGAAGCUUUAUAGAUGCGCAAGCUUGGUUGGCGAUUUGUGCAGCCGGGGUAGCAAUCUACCAAACGUGGCUGUACUUCGUUCAUUGGAUCUUGAUGUCGCCGAGAUUAAAAGUGAGCAGACAAGGGUAAGGCGAACCGAAGCCUUUGAACGAAUUGAGUACCAAGGAACUUAUAACAUCAUAAAUCCAGAAACGUACGAGGAUAUCAAGAAGUGGUUUGACUUCUUCAACGAUGUGUAUUUUGCCGGUCUGCUCACCGGCCUAUGCCGAAUCGCGUUCGUCAAGGAAAAGGACGAAGACACGAAGCUACCUUGGUUUCGUCGCCGUGUCGGGCUAUGUACACACGUCUAUCCGCGGGAAAAGUGGGACCUUGAGUUCAGAGACCAAACGCCCUUCUGUCAAAUCGAUCUAACAAUAUGCCAUACCAUCCAUCCUCUUGAGCGGAUCCGGUUAUACCUGCAGACACUCCUCCACGAGAUGCUGCACGCGAUGUUCCGUCUCUAUCAAUGCAGGUGCGACAGCGGCUGCAAGAGGAAUCAUGAAGCACAGAGAGCCCUCGGGAGUAGAGGGCACCAUGAGUCCUGGCACAGGGCUGCAAUGUGCAUUGAGAAAAGUAGCUAUCUGGUACUCGGAUGGCGAGGUAUGGAUCUCAACCGGCAUGGGGCAAUGGCUGCCGAGAUAUACAAUGGGCGCUUGUUUCCAAGUGAUGAGGUUCUUUCAUCUCUGCAAUUGGAUAAGACAAAGGUUCAACGGCAAUACGAGCAACAAGGGAAAAAAGCGGCACAGGCUUCUAGUGCGGACAAAUCCGACGACAAAAGCGUCAAAUGGCUGAAGUCAAACAGAUCCAUCCUCAAAUACGGAAUCAAGUAG
Molecule: messenger RNA, 2700 nt
Organism: Lachnellula hyalina
Lineage: Eukaryota; Fungi; Ascomycota; Leotiomycetes; Helotiales; Lachnaceae
Product: putative sucrose utilization protein
Exons: 5
Coding region: 1-2700 (899 amino acids)
Biological process (GO): DNA-templated transcription
Molecular function (GO): zinc ion binding; DNA binding
Source: RefSeq, a predicted model, not a curated record